Molecule: messenger RNA, 255 nt
Organism: Camelina sativa (false flax)
Lineage: Eukaryota; Viridiplantae; Streptophyta; Magnoliopsida; Brassicales; Brassicaceae
Source: RefSeq, a predicted model, not a curated record
AUGGCUUCUAAAGCGUUAUUGUUAUUUGUUGUAGUCAUAUUUCUGUUGGUAAUUGGAAUGGAAGGGAGGAUACUUUGGGAUAAUUCAAAGAGUAAAGAUAGUGAGAGCAACGAUCUUUUGCGACGGUUAGGGUACAAUGUUUCUGAACUAAAGCGUAUUGGUCGAGAGCUUUCAGUCCGAAAUGAAGUGGAUAGGUUUUCUCCAGGAGGACCUGAUCCUCAACAUCACUCUUAUCCUUUCUUGUCAAAACCCUAA